Messenger RNA from Paramuricea clavata, 7077 nucleotides. The record is from the annotation of a GenBank genome assembly. NCBI's taxonomy places the organism in Eukaryota, Metazoa, Cnidaria, Anthozoa, Malacalcyonacea, Plexauridae.
AUGAUAAAACAUCUCAUUCUCGCACACAAAAAUGAUCCUAAUCUACACAUGGUAUGUGGAGUAUCUGGUUGCCAACGAACAUUCAAGAACGUAAGGAUAAGUAACAGUUUAAAUUUUUGCGUGGCGGCAAGCGCUCUAGUCUCUAGAGUAUAAACGCGGCCGUUUUUAAACCUUUCAAGAAUUUUAUUGUUAGCCUUUAUAAAUUGUUCCGAAGUAAAAUAGAUCGGCAAAUCGUAUCUAAUUUUCUUUUCUCUACAGGUUUACACUUACAAAAAUCAUUUUUAUCGACAACACAAGGGUGAGGAUAUCGCCCAUGAGGGUGAUAUUGCAGAUCAUCCGUCAGAAAACGAUGUCACUCCGAUGGAAACCGAUCAUCCAUCGAACGAAAUCGAGGAAGGCAACAGGACUGAGUUGAAACUUAAAAGAGCCAAUGCAUUCUAUAUUUUGCGAACUAAAGAGGUCAAUCUGCUUACGCAGAAAUGUGUAGAUGAUAUUGUUUUGGGUACAGGUGAACUGAUCAGAUCUACUGUGGAAACAGUUGGGAACGGCGUACGGGAAUGUUUGAACAGCGCAGGAAUACCAUACGAAACAGUUCCUGGCCUUCAAGAAUUGUUUGCAGCAAAUAAUCCAGUGUCUAACCCCUUUGAACACGUUUCGACAAAAUACAAGCAAAUGUCCUUCUUCAAACAGGAAUUUGGAUUAAUUGUAAGUAUAUAUUUUAACAGUGUACUAUUUCAGUCUGCUCUAUUUCAUGCAAUAUAUUCAAUAUUCAUACUUACUAUAAUUUAUUAAUAGUGAUUGGCCUUAAUAAGGGUACCAUGCCUGAGAGUUAGAGAUAUUUUAUUAACCAAAUCUGUAAAAAAUCAAAGGUGUUUACAGUCUUGCGACAGUCGAGAAGUAUUGAAAACUUGCUAUACCGGUACCUAUAAACAAUUACAGGAAUUGGAUGAGGCUGAGUAGGAUAUAAAUAAUUAGUAUUUUUGCAAAAGUGCAUAUGAUUGGUCAACUCAAAUUUGAUGUAUCAACCUGCAGGUGAAUAUUACAAAACAGAAUUUUUUAAAAUGGCAGCUAACCAUUAUUAUGGAAGUUACUGAUAAAGAAAUAAGCAAAAAUUAUUAGAAUAAAUUUAGUCCUAAAAACACAAAAGACUUGUGUAAAAAUAGAAAAAAAUUAUUCGCCCUAAUAGGUUUGGUGAUUAUUAGGGAAUAUUCACCUUGAAUAUUUGUCUUGGUGAACAUUCCCCCCAAACCAUCGAGAGCCUUCAGUAAAUAAUUGUUAAUGAAUUACUUAAACUGAGGUCAGUGAACAUUGUGAUGCUAUAUGUGAAAAAAAGUUUAUUACACUUGUGACUUGGUAAUGUCAGUUUAUCCUUCUGAGUAUGAUAUCAUAAUUGUCUCUCAUUCAUUGCAUGCACUUGUAACAAUAAUAAUAUUGUCCUCCAGUGAGAAAACUGAUAUCACCUCAUAUAAUGAUGUAUACAUUUCCUGCAUAAGACGAAUCUAAUAAUUCUUUUCUUAUUUGUUAUAUUUUAUUAUUUACAAUAUUGUUCUUUAAGGGACCGUUCAUUAAUUAUACGUCAGGGUGGGCUGGAGGAAAAAGAGCAGAAACAGUGCAAGUUUUCCAUGACCCCCCUUCUAACCGAAAAUUUUUUUCACAACCCCCCCCCCUAUUUCCCCCUAUUUAUGGGGGGGAGGUAAAAAAAUUUUCCUAACGAACAUAAGCAUAGUCUAAAAAUUUUUGGUCAGGAAUAUUUCGGGCUUUGUGCAAAUACCUAGCCUGAUAAAUAAUAGACUGCUGUUUUUCAGGUUAGUAAAUACCUUAGAGCACCUACAGAUAUCGAUAAUAAUUUGUAUGCUCUUAGCCAACGAGAAAACAAGAACAGAGUAGAGUGAAUAAUAAUGUACACAUGUAAUUCACUACUCUAUGUGUAAACAUUUCGAUAAUCUGUGCACAUGGCUUUAAUAUGGGAUGUGUUAUAUUUUAGGAGCCUCGACGCAUCACUGUUGGGCACAAGUCAGUAAGAAAAAGAUCUGGAACAAUGUACAAACAAGUUUUGAAAGAUGAGGAGAUGAUGUAUAUUCCAUUGCUUGAGAUAUUGGAACAGCUGUUGAAUAUGGAUUUUGUAUUAUCUGAGGUUAGUGUUGAUGCAAUUUAAAUGCAAUGAUUUUCUUGUGGGAAAAAAUUACUUGUAUAAUUAAAUAUAAUUUUGUUAAUCAAUACACCCAUUUUAUUAUUACAGUAUUUUUCUCAUGCUGGGUUGCCAUGUAACAUGUUUUUUGCUUUAGCCAAACAGAAAUUUAUAUUUGUCCAUGUACACAUAUAUAUACUGCAUGAUGCUUAUUGAGCACUCUGUGUGUCAACUUCAUACCCGGGGAUCUGUCUAUAUGGGACAGACCCUGGGUACGAGGUUGUCUUUGUGUUUCCAGACCAAAGUCCAAAAUGUACACAUACACUGGUAUAUUAAAUAUGAUUAUCAAUUUAUAGAUACAGGUUGGUCAUCAAAGCACCAAUGGUCUUAUUCAAGAUUUCUGCGAUGGCCAGUUGUUUAAAGCUCAUCCACUGUUUUCCAGUAAUCCACCUGCGUUACAACUGAUGCUAUAUUACGAUGAGCUAGAAAUUACCAAUCCUCUGGGUAGCAAAACUGGAACACACAAGCUAGGUAAGGUAGUUGUUUCACUAUGUAUACCAGUAUGAGUUACUAGAUACAGUAUGUGUGGAUGUCAAAGAAUUACUAACGGUAAAUGUGGAACUUAAUUAAUGAGUGAAUAACAGAGUGGAUUUUUCUUUAUUUUUUAGGUGUAAUAUACCUGACCCUUGGUAAUAUCCCACCACUGUUCAGAUCUACACUGGAUGCUAUUCAACUGCUUGCAGUUGCAACAUAUCCUGUAAUUAAGGAAUAUGGCAUUGGUACCUUGAUGGAACCAAUUAUGAAUGAUCUAGCAUUGAUUGAGCAGGUAAAUGUUUUCCUUAUUUAUGUAACCAUAACCAUGAUUAGGCAGGGUGUAUUUUCUUCUGUAUUGCAAAAAGUACUGCUAGCUAUUUACUACCUUAAAAAAUAAACAGAAACUCGACGUUUCGAGCGAAGGCCCUUCGCUCGAAACGUUGAGUUUCUGCUUAUUUUUAAGGUAGUAAUAUAACCACUCAGCACAGCAUUUUCACAUUGGUACUACCAACACUGGUACGGACAGUUUAAGCCUGUUCUAUGCAUUAGUUCUGUGCAUAACGUUGUGGGGGACAUUUGAUGUGAACAGGGCCAUAGCUAGACAUGUUCACAUACUAUAAAAACAAUCGCUUUUUAAAGAAAUCCAUCUGGCAGAACACAGAUAUAUGAAUAUGCACCCAUCCACUCCCAUUAUUGGUCUAACUACGGCCCUGGAUUUAAAGGAUACCAAAAUUUUGUGUUAUUUUGACAUCUACUAAGUUGAAAUUCUAAUCUUUAUCCAUUUAAAUGCAUAGCAAACAACAGCGAUGUUACUCACAAAGUAGAACACAUUUCAGUUCACAAAUAUACAGCAGCUGUUUAAAUUAUGUAAACAAGUGGACUCGAUUUCCCCUUACAUUUUGCAUGUUGGUUCAUGCCCAUUUAUAAUGCAAUGUCACCCAUCACUUCGUAACUGAUAAUUACUAUCCCUAGCUUAAAUUAUCACUGUAUAUUAUAGGAUGGUGGCUAUCAGUUUAUGGUAAAGCAUCAACCGCUUUCACUUUCUGGGACAAUUGUGUUCGUAUCUGGAGACAACUUGGGUGCUCAACUUGUUGGGGGGUUUAAAGAAAGUGCAAGUGCAAAUCUAAGAUGUAGGCAUUGUAUGGGAACAGUAGAUGAAGUCACUAGCAAAGUACGUUCAAUUAUUUCUUCAUUAAAUUUAAAUAUUUAUUUCAUAAUGUGAAGACACCAGUGUCAAUUUUGUAUUGCACAUCACAUCAGUUAACACUGUAGCUGUGUACCGGCUGGUAUAGUAGGUUGUCAAACUAACUGGAAGAUAAAGAGUUACUGUAAGUCUGUAAUCAAAUAAUUUUGCCCCUUUCAGGUUGUACUUAAAUUAUACUUAAUUCACAUCUGAUUGCUACCUAAAGUAUUUUAUCCAGUUUCACCCCAGGAUGACUUUAAAUUAAUUUAACAUAUAUAAAUUAGCUUUAACAUGAUAAAUAAUCUUUCACUAAACAAUCUUUCAAUUAUUUUUUAUUAGUUCCGUGAGAAAGAUUUCACUCUGCGAACAAGAGCUGGUCAUGAUCACCAAUGUGAGUGCAUAGAACAAGAUCCUGAUUUAAGUAAAACCUAUGGCGUAAAGCGGAGAUCUAUUCUCUGUAACUCAAGGUACUUCCAUGUGGUUGAUGGUUUGCCAGCUGAUGCCAUGCACGAUAUUCUCGAAGGGGUUCUGCAGUAUGAGUGUAAGGAAAUGCUGAAUAUAUUUAUAAAUGAGCAAACGUAUUUCACACUGCAGCAAUUGAAUGAGAAGAUGAAGUCUUUUGAUUUUGGGUGCUAUAAUGAUAAGAACAAGCCUUCACCCAUUACACGACAAGCAUUGAAAGGAGAUGCAAACAAUGUUCGACAAAAAGGUUUGUGAUUUCUGUUCUAAAUCUUAUUCAAUUAUUUGAAUUCGUUGCAGGUCAAUGUUUUGUAACUACAGUAUAAUUAGCCUAUAUGUCCAUCUUGCUUGAUAGUAUGGGCUUGCUCAAAAUGUUUCAUUUAUCAUUUGUACAAAAGUUUGUUAUGUACAGUAGUCCACAAACUGUACUGAACUGUAAGAGUCAAUGACUCGAGAAAAUAAUUUAAAAAGCAAAAUUGUUCUAAAAUAGCCUGGUUUUCAAAUGUGCUGGUACAAAAGGCUUUCAUUCAAAUUGUCGAAGAAAGUAUUUUUUAUUUACAGGUAGUUGGAUAACCUACCUUUCGUGUGUUUGAAAAAUCAAGUAGAUUUUGGUGCAAUUUGGAUGAAAACUGAAUGAAAAAUAAAUUCUUUGCAGGAUUGCAUGGCGAUAAAACAUAUACAUGUAAUACUUUUUGUUUGUGGUAACUAAAUUUAUUACUGCAAAACGUUUGAUCUGUAAGCCUGAAAAGUUUGUCUUCUCUGCUGGCUGGAGAAAACUGAAUGAGUAAUUGGGCUAAACUAAUAAUUUGAGUCUAAUUGACUUAAUUUGGAAGCAGGGGUAUAUCCAGUCUAUGAAUGCCUAGCUCUUGUUUAAUAAUAUAUAAUUGAGUAGCCAUAUGAUUAUUUGUUUUUCUUGUAUUUAAUAGCUGCACAGAUGUGGUGUUUGGGUAAAUUCCUUCCGCUGAUGAUUGGACGCAUGGUUGCAAUUGAUGAUGAAUAUUGGCAAUACUUUCUGCUUUUGUUGGAAAUUGUUGACAUUGUUUUUUCCACGUCAAUUACUGUUGACACUCUUGGAGUUUUGGAAGGACUGAUUGAAGAAUAUCUCUGGGGAUUUACAAACAUCUACCCUGGAAGAUCUGUCAUCCCUAAAAUGCAUUACUUGGUGCAUUAUCCAUCCCACAUAUACAGGUUUAGUAUGUUGUGUAUUAAUUGGCAUAUUGUUUAAACCUUUAAGUGGCAAUGCACCCUACUUUAUUAUUUUACUAAUGCUGGACUAUUUUACUCUGUCUAACGUCAGACAAUUUUACUCGUCAGGGGGGAGUGUUGCCACUCGAUGAGUUAAAGAAUGAGUACCAUGCCAGUAAUCCUUUGCACUGUUGUGACUUUAAAUUUUAUGUUUACAAUUGGCUGUACCUCAUUAAUAUUAUUUCAUUACAAACAGUUUACAUCGAAAUAACACAAAUUUUUUUAAGGCAUGAAUAAUUACUUACUUUGUUUAGAAAUUUUUUCAACAAGAUUCCGAUAAAUAUGGACCAAUGUCAAUUAAAUCUUUGAGGCGACUCAUGAAUAUCUUAAGACUAAUACAUCUUGUGAUACUCACUCUUUACGAACGAAAGCCUUGUGUACUGUACUUCGUGUUUAAUAAUUAACCAAUAAAUGCUCAAUUGCUGUUUUUAGAUUUGGACCGAUGACCCGUACAUGGUGCAUGCGUUAUGAGGCGAAGCAUAGUUACUUUCAACGUCUUGCUGCAUACAUGGGUAACUUUACAAAUGUGGCCUUUACACUGGCAGAUCGACACCAAACCCACAACUGUCAUGUCACAAAUAAUUCCAAUGGUGAAAGGAAAGAAGGCUUAUAUAAGGCAAAGGAAACCACUGUUGGUAAGCAUGUACAACAAUUGUUCAUUACAUAUUGUUUUGUACAGUAAAUAAUAGUAAAUAUAUUGUCUUAUAGAAUCAGGAAAGCAGGUGGUCGUUGGCGAUUCUGUAUAUUUCGACGAGCUGAGACACAAUGAAAGAGAUCUUCAACCUACAGAUAUGGUUUAUGAGUAAGUUUGAUAUAGGCUACUAAAUUAUGUUUGUGCACAUGGAGAUAUAUCUUAUCAUUUCAGAUUACUUACUGUACCCUUCUGUAAUAUUAUGACUUCCUCUUGCUGGGGGCUUGGAGAGAGAAAUAAGGGUGGUGCAGGUUAUAUGAGCAUGUUUUUGUUGUUGCUUACCAAGCUGACAGAAGUGCCAUACUCUUGGAACAGACAUAUUUUUUUAUAAAUAUAUGGUUGUGUAACUUGUGUAACUGUUACGUUAUUAAGUCAAUGUCAUUCACAGUAGAACGAACAACAUUGUUGCGGAUUGUGUUAAUUUAUAUAAAUUUUAAGCUUGUGGCGAUGCUGCAGCAACUCCCAGCAGUGUGUGACAAGAUACCUUUUCUGUUUCCUGUUAGGGCGAAAAAAGUUUCUAUUCAUGGCACUGUGUACAAGGUUAAAUCUAUUGUUCAUACUGGAUGGAUGGAUGAAUUACCCGAGUUCGCUUCAAUCUCUAAAAUUGUUGUGGUUGGGCCAAGCAGUCGAGUAUAUUUUGUUUUAACAAAAUAUGUAACCAAGCAGUUUGCUACUCAUUAUCAUGCAUUUGAAGCUUGUAAACCUCGAAAUGAGAGUAUCAUAUUGUUGCAACAAUGUCAAUUUAAACAUUACUUGCCAUUGCAUGCAAUAAGUAUAUCAAGUGUAGCUGAUGGAUUGAUCUACAUAGCUCCUAGAUGCAAUGUUCCUAAAUGUUAG